GUUCGGCAACUGAUAGGUUUGUUCACUUCCGCUUGUUCUGCUCGUCGAGCUAGUCAUGGUGCUCUGGUGCUGGAGUAUUCAUCGGCGGCUCCACGGCAUGGUGCCAUGACGUACCAGUACGAUGAUAUACUUUUGCGUCCUCAACGUGAAGUAUACGUUGGUAACCACGCGAUUGCCAUCGGUUACACGCACUAAUACUGUAUGGAGCACUCAUAACACAUUAUUACUCGCUUGCAGAAGCACAGAAGGUAGACCCUUUCGAUUGAGUUCGGAUAAUGGCGGCGGUUAACCCAUCACCAGUCAUAUCGCACUUGGCAUCUCGCCAUCUGCCAACCGCCGCCUGCCAGCUGUCAUGGGCCGUCCUGAGAGCCGUCAACCUCCCCGCAUUGGUCGCCGCUUAUUCCUCCGCAUCUAACGGCGAUCGGAAUCUAUCAGCCCAUCUCCAUACCACCGAACGCAUUCCACCACCAUCUCAAGAAGCCACCCUGCACAGAAUUGCAGUCAAGGACUCACACACAAUCGCAGUCCCGACCUCCGCAUCCCAUGGCCUACGGAACCCUUCCGAUCUCCCCGGCUCCUCCCUCCACCAACCACCAGCUUCCCACUACCAACAUUCCGCCGCCAUCCGUCCUCCCCGAGCCUCUUGGCCCGGGCACCGAGCCUCAGGUUCGGGGUCCUCCAUCGCUGUCGCAGGUCCGACGUGUGUUUCCCUCGCCGAUUGGCUCUUUAGGCGAGGCCUGAGCAUGGACCGGGACGGGGGGGAGCGUGGGGACACGGGGCUCAGCGAUAUGGGUCCGGGGAUGGGCCUGGGGCGGGAAGGCCCGUCCGCUCAGGCGCUCAUGCCGCCGGGUCCGCGGGACGAUUUUCGCGUGGGAGGGGGGGCGGGGGAGGGCGCGGAAGCGGAAGGCGCGGAGGUGGUGGAGGACGAUCACCUACCCGCGGACGACCAGGAGGUGGUGCUGGACUCGGUGGUGAAGGUGUUCGCCGUGGGCAGCAGCCCCAACUACCGGCUGCCAUGGCAGAACAAACCGCAGCGCGAAGUCACGGGCUCAGGGUUCGUGAUCAUGGGCCGUCGGAUCCUCACCAGCGCGCACAUCGUGGCCGACCAGGCGUUUGUGCUGGUCAGGAAGCACGGGUCGCCCAAGAAGUACCUCGCACAGGUGCAGGCAGUGGCGCACGAGUGCGACCUGGCGCUGCUCACAUUUUGGGCGGGGCUGAACCCCCUGCCCCUGGGGGAUGUGCCCCAGCUGCAGGAGUCGGUGGCCGUAGUGGGUUACCCACAAGGCGGCGACAACAUCAGCAUCAGCAUGGGCGUGGUGUCUCGUGUCGAGCCCACCAAGUACGCGCACAGCGGUGCGCACCUGCUGGCCAUUCAGAUCGACGCUGCCAUCAACCCGGGGAACAGCGGCGGCCCGGCGCUCGUGAUGACACACGUGCCCGUGCUGGCCGACAGCAGUGGCACCGGUGAGAGCUGCAGCAACAACGGCAGCAGCAGCAGCAACAACAGCAGCAGCAGGGAUGUGACACAGUCACACCGCAUACAGUCACAAUUGCAGGGGACGCCUGGUGGGAGGGCAGGGAGCGGGCGGCAGAGAUCGAUACUGGAGGACGAGGACGAUCUCCCAGGCUUUAAGGGGCUGGACUGGGGGGAGGAAGGUGGAGAGGGGAUGAUGCGGCUGGGGAGAGAAGAUGGGAGGGGGGAGAGGGAGGAGGAGGGGGAGGAGGAGCGGGGGAUUGGAGGGGGGUGGGCGGAGAUCGAGGCGGAGCGGGCGGCGGAGGAGGCGGCAGCGCGGGCGCCAGUGGCGAUGAGGGUGGAGUACCAGGCGGUGGGGGUGGCGUUCCAGAACCUCACCGGCGCCGAGAACAUCGGCUACAUCGUGCCCACGCCCAUCAUCCACCGCUUCCUGCACGACGUGGCGUUGCACCACCACCACUUCCGGGGCUUCUCCUCCUUGGGGGUCUCCUGCCAGCCGCUUGACAACUGGCAGCUGAGGGAGCACCUGAAGCUGCCACGUGGCGCCACGGGCGUGCUGGUGAACGCGGUGCAGCCAAUGAGCGAGAGCAGCAGGUGGCUCAAGAAGGACGACGUGCUAACGGCGUUUGAUGGCGUCCAUAUUGCCGAUGAUGGGUCAGUGCUGUUCCGCAAGCGUGAGCGGCUGCCGUUUGACUAUCUGGUGUCGCUCAAGGGGAGUGGGGAGCGGGCGCGAGUGUCGGUCUACAGAGGAGGGCAGCUGAUGCACUUUGAAAUCACCGUCGAUACGCUGCCCCCGCUGGUGCCAGCACAGCAGUUCGAUUCUGCCCCCAGCUACUUCAUAUUCGCGGGGCUGGUCUUCAUGCCGCUCUCCCAGCCCUACCUGCACGAGUACGGCCCCGACUGGCUCCACGCCUCGCCCCGCCGUCUCUGUGACCUCGCCCUCAGGAACCUGCCGGAGAAACCCGGCCAGCAAAUAAUUAUCCUCUCCCGGGUGCUGCCUGACGAAGUCAAUAGUGGCUACGAGCGCCUGGCAGACCUGCAGGUGCUAAAGGUGAAUGGGGUUGAAGUGGAUAACAUUCAGCAGCUCAGAGACGCCGUGCUGGAGACAUCUGGACCGUUCGUGCGCUUCGAUCUGGAGGACGGGCGAAUCAUCGCCAUCGACAUAGCAGCUGCCAGAAAGUCCAAUGCCCAGAUUCUGCGGCGCUACCGCGUGCCAAGUGCGUCCUCCUGGGAUCUCCGCCAAAUGGCUGACAGCCACAGCCAUGGCGGCCACAGCCGCUUCUGACAGCCACGUCUGGCAGCCGUGUCUGGCAGCCGUGUCUGGCAGCCAUUCUGGCACUGGCAUGCACAGUCGACACGUCUAUUCCGACACAGUAGGAUGUUAGCACUGAUAUGUCCAGAACCCCUGGUACGGCCCUGGCUGUAGAGCGAAGGGAUGAAUUUGCACGGGUUGUAGGGGAUCUUUAUGUUGGGUAAUUUCUUACUACGUGCUGGUACAGCAUGUCAUGUUGGCUGGCACCCAAGUUUACCAACUGUAAAACAGUUGGUUGGGACUAAAACGACUGAUUGGCCGGCAAGCUGUAGGCACCAGUGAAAUCGCCUGCAAUUGCAAUUCACGCACCCUCGUGACACAACCUGGGUUUUCCCAACCAA
Molecule: messenger RNA, 3127 nt
Organism: Closterium sp. NIES-67
Lineage: Eukaryota; Viridiplantae; Streptophyta; Zygnematophyceae; Desmidiales; Closteriaceae
Source: the annotation of a GenBank genome assembly